Messenger RNA from Panonychus citri (citrus red mite), 1370 nucleotides. RefSeq lists its product as uncharacterized. Bases 709 to 1110 code for a protein of 133 amino acids. The transcript has 3 exons. The record is from RefSeq and is a predicted model, not a curated record. NCBI's taxonomy places the organism in Eukaryota, Metazoa, Arthropoda, Arachnida, Trombidiformes, Tetranychidae.
AGAAGAACAAGUUAAAAGAGAAAAGAUAAAUAGAAAAGGAUAAAAAAGUAAUUAUGAUUAUGUUUUAGUUUUAGUUUGAGGAGAAUUAAUUUCUAAGGUAAAGUGUUUGUUUCGUUUUCAAAUGUAUUAGAAAUUGUUGUUGUUUCAAUUUCCGAUUACAAAAGUAAUUAGAGUUAAUUGUUCCAACUCUUCUACCAUUAUGUCUAAUUGAAAAUGGUAAAAGUGUAACAAUACAAAAUCUAAACAUUGAACUUGAUGUAAGUUGAUUGAUCCAUGGAGAGAUAAGUUAAACUCAGAACAUGGAACUGAACUCCGCAAUCUCCAUGGUAAAUGUCUCACUUUUAUCUUCUUCUCUCUCUCUCUCAUUCUCAUCAUUUUCUUCAAUCACUGUUUGAAUCAUCAUCAUAAAUUCAGAAUCUUCAUAUUCAGUUACCUUGAGAAAAUAACAUUCAAAUCAAUUGUCCAUCGUAAAUUCUUGUGGUCAUCAUCAUUUGUGUUCAACUUUUACCUGGUCAGUUUGUGUUUGUGUCCAUUGGCUUAGCAAAGGUAAAAAAAACUCCCAACUCUUUGGAUGGAAACAAUUAUCCAAUUAACUAAUCGGAUUUUAAUCGGAUCAUAAUCAGUCACAAUUAACAUUUAUCAUUAGCGUUAAUCGUGUAAAUAAAUCAAGGGAAAAACUUUUCACAUUACAAUCAAUGAACAAUAACAAUGCCGAUAACAUUAGGUCAUUUUAAUUGUUCAACCAAAUCAGGACAUUCUUGUAAAUUGUUACCUUUCGGAUUUCCGUACGAUUUAACUGGAUUAGGAUCGAUCAACGAGCCCAACCAGCUGAGACUAAUUCUUGGAAAUAAACCAAAUAACGCUUUCAUCUAUCUAUCGAUUUUCAUUGGGAUUUAUGUAAUCAUUUUCGCCAUUUUUUUGGGUAUCGCUCUUUCACGAAGUAAUCUUGCCCAUCAUCAUCAUUCGAGUGGACGUAAGGGUCAACGUAAUCGACGGAAGAAGAGGAAGUCCUCAAACAAACAGACGAUUGUCAGUUUCGAUGAGACGAGUAAAUCAGAUUCAACAAGAACUGAUCUAAACCGAUUAACCAAUGAUCUCUACUUUGUAUAAAUUAUUGUUAAGGUCAUUGAUUGUUACGCAUCAACCAAGAUUAAAAUCGUUGGGGGAACAAUGAAGAUUUAUCAUUGUUACUUAUUAAUGUUUGUUCACUUCAAGCUAAUUAAAUGUAAAUAACAAUAAUAACCAUAAUAUCGAAUCAGGACCAUGAUAAUAUAUUACAAAUACUAUCAACUUACAAUAUCAAAUACCUCAUAAUGUUAAUACAAAAGAGGAUAAAAAAUUGAUCACAUUAAAGAUUAAUGGUAAACACA